This is a messenger RNA of Aspergillus campestris IBT 28561, 1542 nucleotides long. Its product is annotated as flavin-containing monooxygenase. Gene Ontology annotation, molecular function: flavin adenine dinucleotide binding; N,N-dimethylaniline monooxygenase activity; NADP binding. NCBI's taxonomy places the organism in Eukaryota, Fungi, Ascomycota, Eurotiomycetes, Eurotiales, Aspergillaceae. The coding region runs from base 77 to 1534 and encodes 485 amino acids. The transcript has a single exon. The record is from RefSeq and is a predicted model, not a curated record.
UGUUGGUCGGUGUCGCCCCUUCAUCUUCACCCCCUUCCUUCCUCCUGCCUUCCUUUCCACCUCCGACCUCCUCAACAUGGACGAUUACGACGUCGUCAUCGUCGGCGCCGGCAUUUCCGGCAUCAACGCGGCCUACCGCCUGCAGUCGCAGUUCCCCAACUUGCGCUAUGCCAUCCUCGAGGCGCGCACGUCGCUAGGAGGCACCUGGGACCUCUUCCGCUAUCCCGGAAUCCGCUCCGACUCGGACCUCUUCACCUUCGGCUUCGAGUGGUACCCCUGGGACCAGGACUGCGCCAUCGCCGACGGGCACGCGAUCGCGGCCUACGUGCGCAACGCGGCCCGCCACCACGGCAUCGACCAGAAGAUCCAGUACGAGCAGCGCAUGCUGGGCGCAGACUGGUCGACAGAGGACCGCACCUGGACGCUGAGCGUCGAUCACCAGGGCCAGGUGCGGUCGGUCUCGGCCCGGAUGGUCAUCUUCGGAACGGGCUACUACGAUUACAACACGCCGCUGCAGACCGAAAUCCCGGGGCUGAACAACUUCGAGGGCCAGGUCAUCCACCCGCAAUUCUGGCCCCAGGACUUGGAUUACACAGGCAAGAAGAUGGUCGUCAUCGGCAGCGGCGCCACUGCGAUCACGCUGCUGCCCAAGCUGGCAGAAAAGGCGUCCCACGUCACGAUGCUGCAGCGGUCGCCCACGUACAUCCUGUCGCUGCCCAACAACCAGCGCACCUGGCUCAGCUACAUCCUGCCGACGGCGCUGUACCGCAAGAUGCAGCGCAUCAGCUGGAUGAUGACCUCGCGCUGGUUCUUCCUCUUCUGCCAGUCCUUCCCGUCGGUCGCGCGCUUCAUCCUCCGCCUGCAGGUCUGGCGGCAGCUGCCCAAGGGCGUGCCCUUCGAGCCGCACUUCCGCCCGCGCUACAACCCCUGGGAUCAGCGACUGUGUGUCAGCCCCGACGGGGAUUUCUUCAAGAGUCUCCACGAGGGGCGGGCCUCCAUCGCGACCGACACCAUCCGGGAAGUCACCAAGACCGGCAUCUCCAUCAGCUCCGGCCAGCACCUCGAGGCGGACAUGAUCGUGACCGCGACGGGGCUGCGGCUGCAGGUCGCGGGCGGCGCGUCGCUGACCGUCGACGGGGAGCCGCUGCACAUCGCAGACAAGUUCCUCUGGCACGGCCUGAUGCUGCAAGACCUGCCGAACGCGAUCUUCGUGCUCGGGUACGCCAACGCGUCGUGGACGCUCGGCGCCGACGCCACCGCCCUCUUCGCGUGCCGUCUACUCCGCGAGCUGGAGCGGCGCGGCGCGCAGGCAGCUGUGCCGCGCCUGACCCCGAAACAGGCAGCGCAGCUGAAGCCGCAGCCGCUGCUGACGAUCAACUCGACGUACGUGCUCACGGCGGCGGACUCGCUGCCCAAGGCGGGUGACAGCGGGCCGUGGAAGCCGCGGAACAACUACCUUGAGGAUGUGAAGUUUGCGCGGAAUGGGAAUGUGGAUGAGGCGAUGGAGUUUGUGGGGGAGAAGAAGGUGCAGUAACUGAUGAU